Molecule: messenger RNA, 8943 nt
Organism: Oldenlandia corymbosa var. corymbosa
Lineage: Eukaryota; Viridiplantae; Streptophyta; Magnoliopsida; Gentianales; Rubiaceae
Source: the annotation of a GenBank genome assembly
GUUUUUUUUCCUUUCUCUCUCACCGUUAGUGCGUGUGAUUUUCUCGCACGUCUUACUUCUCUCUCUCACUGUACAAUUAAAACAGAGUACUUACAUCUCGGAUCGUACUCUCAUUCUUUAUUACUGUUUCCUAUUUUCACUCUAUUCUCACAAUUCUUUUUUUCUUUCCAUCAUUUAAUUUAUUUCAAUUUUAAUUCCAAUUCUAAUUCUAAUUCUAAUUCAACCAUGGAGUUGUUGAUCUUCGUUCUGGAUGGAACUUCUGGUUUCAAAUUCGGUGAAUUUUGCUGCUAGUUAGGGGUUUUGAAUCUCUCCACAUGAAGAAGACAUGCGAGGAUAUGUUGUUGACAAUGGCAAUCGUUGCGUAGCAUCUUUAAGACCGGAAAUCCCAAAGAUCGAAGCGUUUACCGGUAACAAUGGGCGCCUCGCCGGCGAAAUUCCUGUUCGGAUUCCUCUUUGUGUCCGUCAUACUAUGGCUUAUUUUCACAUUUGCGUCCAGGUUAUUGGCUUGGUUUCUAAGCCGAGUGUUGGGAGCAUCUGUUCAAUUUCGUGUCGGUGGAUGGAAAUGUUUGAAAGAUAUCAAUGUGAAGUUCAAAAAGGGGGCGGUAGAAUCUGUAUCUGUGGGUGAAAUUAGACUCAGCUUGAGGCAAUCCUUGGUCAAACUUGGAGUUGGUAUUUUUUCUAGGGAUCCGAAGUUGCAGGUGCUAAUAUCUGAUUUAGAAGUUGUGAUAAGAACCUCAAGCAAAAGUGCUUCUUCAAGCAAAAGUGCUGCUAAGAAAAAGUCUCGAAAAUCCCGGGCUUCAGGUAGAGGAAAGUGGAUGGUUGUGGCUAAUAUGGCAAGAUUUUUGUCAGUUUCUGUGACUGAACUGGCUGUAAAGACACCGAAAGCUGCUGUGGAAAUGAAAGAAUUAAGGCUGGAAAUAUCCAAGGAUGGUGGAUCUCAUCCAGCGCUGUUUGUGAAGCUUCAUCUUGUACCCCUGUCUGUUUACCUGGGUGAAUCACGACUUGCAUUUGAUCAAUCAGCAGUUCAUGGGGAAUUGAUGGAGAAAACCUUAGCCCCUUUCAACUGUGAAGAUCUCUCACUCUUGUGCGAAAUUGGUCAUAAUAGGGACACUGGUAUUGUGGUUAGGAAUGUAGAUGUAACUAGUGGAGAAGUUUCUGUUCUCCUGACAGAAGAGCUUUUAGUGAAGAAGAAAAGCUCAAGUGACACAAAUACUCAAGCUGUUCAAGUUUUAAAUGAGGCUAAUGAAGCAAACACCAUAAAAAAGUUGGAGAAAAAGUCACCACUUUUGGCAAUUCCUAAAUUCAUGACAAUGUUCCCCGAAAAGAUUGGCUUCACAUUACCCAAAUUGGACGUGAAGUUCUUGCAUAGGGGGCAUGAUCUUGCCAUAGAUAACAACAUCAUGGGCAUUCAGCUGAAGAGCAUAAAAUCUCGAUCUGUUGAUUACCUCAGUGAAAGUACAAGGCUUGAUGUUCAGUUGGACUUCAGUGAGAUCCAUCUUUUUCGAGACGCUGGAAUUUCCAUGGUGGAGAUAUUAAAACUUGAUGUUAUUUCUUUGGUUUACAUCCCCCUACAGCCUUCUGCGCCUAUUAGAUCUGAAAUCGACAUUAGGCUUGGAGGUACACAAUGCAACUUGUUAGUCAGUAGAUUAGUUCCAUGGGUGCAACUACAUUCUUCAAAACCAAAGAAAAUGGUGCUCCGAGAGGAAAGUUCUAUGCCUGAAAAACCACGUUCAACAGAGCAGAAUGCUGUUAUGUGGACCUGCACUAUGUCUGCCCCAGAAAUGACUAUUGUGCUUUACAAUUUGAGCGACUUACCACUGUACCAUGCUUGCUCUCAAUCAUCUCACAUCUUUGCUAACAACAUAUCAAGUACAGGCACUGCUGUUCAUAUGGAACUUGGUGAGCUUAAUUUGCAUCUGUCUGAUGAAUACCAUGAAUCCUUGAAGGAAAGCCUUUUUGGAGUGGAAGUAAAUGCUGGCUCCCUAUUGCACAUAGCCAAGGUUGGGUUGGACUGGGGCAAAAAGGAUAUGGAUUCACCUGAAGAUGGGCGCAACUGUAAAAUGGUUCUCUCUUCUGACGUAACUGGUAUGGGUGUAUACUUGACCUUUAGGCGGCUUGAAUCCUUAGUGUCAACUGCUUUUAGCUUCCAAUCUCUGCUCAAAAAAUCAUCUGGCUCCAGUAAAAAGCCAGCUCAUGUCAAGGGUGUGAAGUCAUUCAAAUCAUCAGGGAAAGGGAUUCAACUGGUAAAAUUUAAUCUUGAAAGAUGUUCUCUAAAUUUUCGUGGAGAAGUAGGAUUGGAGAAUGCAGUUGUUGAAGAUCCCAAACGUGUUAAUUAUGGAUCACAGGGUGGCCGAUUCGUAAUUAGUGUCUCAUCUGAUGGUACACCUCGCACAGCAGAUGUCAUGUCUACCAUUUCAGAUGAGGUCAACAAUUUGAAGUAUUCUGUUUCGCUUGACAUAUUCCAUUUAGGUUUUUCCUUGAAUAAGGAGAAACAAUCGGCACAAAUGGAGCUUGAAAGAGCCAGAUCCAUCUAUCAGGAGUUUUUAGAAGAGAGCAUCCCUAGAACAAAUAUUGUGUUGCUUGACAUGCAAAAUGCCAAAUUUGUCAGGCGAUCAGGUGGUCUUAAAGAGAUUGCUGUCUGCUCUCUCUUCAGUGCUACUGAUAUAUCAGUUAGAUGGGAGCCAGAUCCGCAUAUUGCGUUAGCUGAGCUUGGAUUGCAGUUGAAGUUACUGGUCCACAAUCAUAAGCGUCAAGUACAAGAAAGCAAGGAUAAUGUUUCUAACCUGAACAUUGAUGAGAAGAAAGAAAUACCUGUGGAUGCUUUACAAAGUGAAAAGCCAAAGAAAAAAGAAUCCAUUUUUGCCAUCGAUGUGGAAAUGCUGCGCAUAUCUGCCGAGGCUGGUGAUGGAGUCGAAACCACUGUCCAGGUCCAGUCGAUCUUUUCUGAGAAUGCUAGAAUAGGUGUGCUUCUCGAAGGACUAAUUCUCGAUUUCAAUGAAGCUAGAGUAUUUAAAAGUAGCAGGAUGCAAGUUUCUCGUGUGCCAAAUACCUCUAGCAAUGCAUCAAAUGGGAAUAUGGAGACAUGUACUGCGUGGGACUGGGUAAUUCAAGCCCUUGAUGUUCAUGUGUGCAUGCCAUACCGGUUGCAAUUGCGAGCAAUUGAUGAUUCCGUUGAAGAAAUGCUGCGAGCGUUGAAGCUCAUUACUGCUGCUAAAGCUAAGAUGCUGUUUCCAGUAAAAAAAGAGGGCCCAAAGACAAAAAAGGCCAGUUCAGCCAAAAUUGGGCGGGUUAGGUUCUGUAUUCGUAAACUAACAGCUGAUAUCGAGGAAGAGCCCUUACAGGGUUGGCUCGAUGAACAUUAUCAACUUUUAAAAAAUGAGGCCUGUGAAUUAGCUGUGAGGUUAAAGUUCCUUGAUGAUCUGAGCCUGAAAGCUGGUCAAAGUGCUGGAGCUAACGAUAAAAAUGAUUCUGUUCACGAGAGCAAGAUUCUUUGUGAGGGAGAGGAGAUAGAUGUUCAAGAUCCUGAAUCUAUCCAGAAGUUACGAGACAAGGUUUAUAAACAGUCUUUCCGUUCGUAUUAUCAGGCUUGUCAGAAACUGGUGCCAUCACCUGGAUCUGGGGCCUGUAAGGAGGGUUUUCAAGCGGGCUUCAAGUUUAGCACUACCAGAAGCUCUGUGCUAGCGAUCGUGGCCACUGAGUUGGAUUUAAGCCUGACGAGAAUUGAUGGUGGUGAUGCUGGAAUGAUAGAAGUUCUGCAGAAACUUGAUCCAGUCUGUCGUGCACACAACAUUCCAUUCUCUCGUCUCUAUGGGAGCAAUAUCUUGCUGCAAACUGGUUCUCUUGUUGCUCAACUAAGAAAUUACACUUGUCCAUUAUUCGCUGGAACUUCUGGUAGAUGUGAGGGUCGUCUUGUGUUAGCUCAGCAGGCCACAUGUUUUCAACCUCAAAUUCGUCAAAAUGUCUUUGUUGGGAGAUGGAGGAAAGUUUGCAUGCUUCGUUCAGCCAGUGGUACAACACCACCCGUGAAGACAUACUGUGACCUGCCAAUUCAUUUCCAGAAAGCUGAAAUUUCCUUUGGCGUUGGUUUUGAACCUGUUUUUGCUGAUGUCAGCUAUGCUUUUACUGUUGCACUACGUAGGGCCAAUUUAAGCCUUAGAAACCCCAACCCAGAUGUCCAACCUCCCAAAAAGGAAAAAAGUCUGCCUUGGUGGGAUGAAAUGAGAAACUAUAUCCACGGGCAUACUACUCUGUACUUGUCUGAGACAAAGUGGAAUGUACUUGCAACUACAGAUCCCUAUGAAAACUCUGACAAGCUUCAGAUUUUUUCGGGUUAUAUGGAGAUCCAGCAAUCAGAUGGCCGUGUUUAUAUCACUGCUAAGAAUUUCAAGAUUUUAGUGAGCAGCUUGGAGAAUUUGCUGAAAAACUCCAGCUUAAAACCUAUCAGCUUUUCAGGGCCUUUUCUGGAAGCACCCACUUUUAGUAUUGAAGUCAUAAUGGAGUGGGAUUGUGAAUCAGGAAACCCACUGAAUCAUUAUUUAUUUGCGCUUCCUGUUGAGGGUGUACCUCGUGAAAAAGUUUAUGAUCCCUUUCGGUCUACAAAUCUAUCCUUGCGCUGGAAUCUAUCACUUAGGCCCUCUGUUCCCUCUUCUGAUAAUGGGUCAGAAACCUCAGCUACAAAAGGUGAUCAUCUUCUCCUUGAUGGAGCUUCCUAUGGCCCGUUUGCAUCGACAAAUGCCUCGACAGAUUCCCCCACUGUCAAUCUUGGACCUCAUGACUUGGCCUGGCUAAUAAAGUUUUGGAAUUUGAAUUACCUUCCUCCUCAUAAACUGCGUAUGUUUUCAAGAUGGCCUCGUUUUGGAGUCCCUAGAAUUCCUAGAUCCGGUAACCUGUCAAUGGACAAGGUAAUGACAGAAUUCAUGUUCCGGGUUGAUGCAGCUCCUACAUGUAUAAGACAUAUGCCUUUAGACGAUGACGAUCCUGCAAAGGGGCUGAACUUUAAGAUGAACAAGUUGAAAUAUGAACUCUGCUUUAGUAGGGGUAAACAAAAGUAUACUUUUGAUAGCAAACGUGAUACUCUUGAUCUUGUGUAUCAAGGUCUGGACCUUCACAUGCCAAAGGUAUAUAUAAACAAGGAAGAGUGUUUGAGUGUUUCAAAAGCAGUUGAAUUAUCUAGGAAAAGUUCACAGUCUGCAUCAGUGGACAGACUUGCAAAUGAUAAGAGCAGUGUUUUGAGUGGUAUUACGGAGAGGCACCGUGAUGAUGGAUUUCUUUUAUCGUCUGAUUACUUCACAAUCAGAAGGCAAGCACCCAAAGCUGACCCGGUUAGGUUAUUAACUUGGCAAGAAUCUGGUCGGAGAAAUCUUGAGUUGACAUAUGUCAGGUCUGAGUUUGAAAAUGGGAGCGAAAGCGAUGAGCAUACAAGAUCUGAUCCAAGUGAUGAUGAUGGGUAUAAUGUUGUUAUUGCUGACAAUUGUCAGCGUGUUUUUGUUUAUGGUCUUAAGCUUUUGUGGACUCUAGAGAACAGAGAUGCUGUUUGGUCCUGGGUAGGUGGAAUAUCUAAGGCAUUUGAAUCUCCAAAACCAUCUCCUUCUCGAUUGUAUGCCCAAAGAAAGCUUCUUGAGGAGAAUCAGGCACCUGACAAAUCUGAAAUAAAUGAAGAUGAUAAAAGCAAGUCUGCGUCUGUGAGUCCUGUUGGAAGUUCUUCGCCACAGAAUAUGGAGUCAUCAAAAUCCCAAUCACCUCCAUCAAAUAAUUUCCCAGUGGAGAAUUCUCUUUCUGGUGCAAUUGUGAAGCCGCCUUCUGAAGAUUCUGAGGGGGAGGGGACCCGUCAUUUCAUGGUUAAUGUCAUUGAACCACAGUUCAACCUUCAUUCAGAAGAAGCCAACGGUAGAUUUCUUCUGGCUGCUCUUAGUGGACGUGUUCUAGCUCGUUCAUUUCAUUCAGUCCUGCAGAUUGGCUUGGACAUGAUUGAACAAGCACUUGGAGGAGGAAACGUUCAGAUUCCCGAAUCUCAACCUGAAUUGACUUGGAAUCGUAUGGAGUUCUCUGUGAUGUUAGAGAAUGUGCAAGCUCAUGUUGCUCCAACUGAUGUUGAUCCUGGGGCUGGAUUGCAAUGGCUUCCGAAAAUUCGCCGGAGCUCACCUAAGGUGAAGCGAACUGGAGCGUUGCUUGAAAGGGUUUUUAUGCCUUGUAACAUGUAUUUUCAAUAUACAAGGCACAAAGGAGGAACUACAGAUCUGAAGGUGAAGCCCUUGAAGGAGCUCAUAUUUAACUCACAGAACAUCACCGCAACCAUGACAUCUCGACAAUUCCAGAUUAUGCUUGAUGUGUUGACUAAUCUGCUCUUUGCUAGGCUUCCCAAACCUCGAAAAAGCAGCCUUUCAUAUCCCACGGAGGAUGAUGAUAUUGAAGAGGAAGCAGAUGAAGUGGUUCCUGAUGGUGUGGAAGAGGUAGAGCUGGCAAGAAUUGAACUUGAACAAAAGGAUCGUAUGCAGAAAAUAAUCCUGGAUGACAUUAGGAAACUCUCUCUUCUAAAUGAUGCUUCUGGAGAUGCAAAUAUUGGAAAGGAAGAUGAAUUAUGGAUGAUAGUUGGUGGAAGGACCAUUCUAGUGCAGAGACUCAAGAGAGAACUUGUGAAUGCGCAAAAAUCUAGAAAGGCUGCCUCAGCCUCUCUUAGAAUGGCUCUGCAAAAGGCUGCACAGCUACGCCUCAUGGAAAAAGAGAAGAACAAAAGUCCAUCUUGUGCCAUGCGCAUCUCACUACAAAUUACUAAAGUUGUCUGGAGCAUGCUUGUUGAUGGCAAAUCUUUUGCAGAAGCUGAAAUAAAUGACAUGAUAUAUGAUUUUGACAGAGAUUAUAAGGAUGUAGGUGUUGCUCGGUUCACAACAAAAUACUUUGUCGUGAGGAACUGCCUGCCCAAUGCCAAGUCAGAUAUGCUGCUGUCAGCAUGGAAUCCUCCGCCUGAAUGGGGAAAAAAAGUGAUGCUUCGGGUGGACGCAAAGCAAGGUGCUCCAAAAGAGGGGAACUCUCCUCUUGAACUAUUUCAGGUGGAGAUCUACCCCUUAAAAAUUCACUUGACUGAGACAAUGUACAGAAUGAUGUGGGAGUACUUCUUUCCUGAGGAAGAACAGGAUUCCCAAAGGCGUCAGGAAGUUUGGAAGGUUUCUACUACUGCUGGUUCUAGACGAGUGAAAAAAGGAUUAUCAUCUCAUGAUGCUUUGGCGCCAAACAGUUCAACAAAAGAUUCUGAUGUAGUCACCAAAUCAAGUACAUCUACAUUACCAGUAUCUUCAGCGACCAACUUGUCUGUUAACGUUGAUCCUUCGCAACCAUCAAAAUUGCAGAAUCUCAAAGCAAAUAUCAUGUGUGGAUCAACUCCAGAGCUCAGACGAACAUCUUCCUUUGAUAAAACAUGGGAAGAAUCUCUGGCAGAAUCUGUGGCUAAUGAACUUGUGCUACAGGCUCAUUCUCCGAGUAUCUCGUCUUUGAAAACUGGUUCCUUUGCUAAUGAUGAAAUUUCAGAUGAACAGCAUAAAAACAAGAACCGAGAUGCCAAGACUGUGAAACCUGGACGAUCCUCUCAUGAGGAGAAAAAGGUAGGAAAAGCACCAGAGGACAAGAGAUCUAGACCUCGAAGACUCAGAGAGUUCAACAAUAUCAAAAUAAGUCAGGUUGAGCUUCUGGUUACGUAUGAAGGAUCGAGAUUUGCUGUGAGUGAUUUACGGUUGCUUAUGGAUACUUUUCAUCGAGUUGAAUUCACUGGCACCUGGAGGCGGCUAUUCUCCAGGGUUAAAAAACAUAUCAUCUGGGGAGUCCUCAAGUCCGUCACAGGGAUGCAGGGAAAGAAGUUUAAAGACAAGGCACCAAGUCAGAAAGAAGUCACGGCUGCCAGCGUUCCUGAUAUCGAUCUUAAUUUUAGUGACAGCGAUGGGGGAUCAGCUGGGAAGUCAAAUCCCUAUCCAUUAUCUUGGCCCAAACGUCCCAGUGAUGGAGCAGGGGAUGGGUUUGUCACUUCCAUAAGGGGUCUUUUUAAUUCUCAGCGCCGAAAGGCAAAGGCUUUUGUCCUACGGACAAUGAGGGGAGAAGCAGAUAAUGAGUCGCAUGCGGAUUGGAGUGAAAGUGAAGCAGAAUUCUCACCCUUUGCUAGACAGCUAACAAUUACCAAAGCAAAGAGAUUAAUUAGAAGGCACACAAAGAAGUUCCGCUCUCGGGGACAGAAAGGUGCAACUUCUCAGCAGAGAGACUCGCUUCCCUCGUCACCGAGAGAAAUGACAACAUUUGAUACUGAUUCUUCAAGUGAAUCUUCACCAUAUGAGGAUUCCAACGAGUAGCAGGGAUUGUAUCUGAUUUUAGUCUUCUCUGGCCAACAAGAUAACGUAAAUUUUGACCUUUCAGAUCCAUAACUAUUUGAAGACUGGCUCCGGAGAUCCGGAGACAAAUCCAUUGUCCUGGGAAAAAAAAGCUCCAUACAUAUUGUCAGGGAGCCACAUGAAGGACUGAAAAUUCACCAAGAUGGAGUAUACCCGUGGACCUCCUUCUGCAAGGAUGUAAAUUGUAGCUUGGGAAGGGGGAAUCACUGUUUUUGCAACAGUAGCGUACAAAUUAGAAAAAAGAAAGAGACAGAAAGAAAGAAGACAAUUGAGAAUAGAGCACAUUAGAUUUUGGCUCUUAAGAGUCCAUAGAUUUGAAUGCCUUUUCUGAUCUGCUUAGUAGCAGACUGAAUAAGGUGGUUCUGAGGAUGUACAUAUUACGGAAUUCGAAAUUGGAAAGAAAUAAAGUGAAGUUCCAGUCCCCCGUUGUUUCCAAUCUAGGACAUGGAUUCUGGUUUUAAACCAUCCAUGCAUUGUUCACUGUUACUUUGAGUAUCACCGGUGAGUAAAGCUUUUAGUUUUGUUGUCACAACAGAUAAGAAACUGUAGCCUACAACACGAUUUUACUGUAGCU